Saxophila tyrrhenica is the source of this 1152-nucleotide messenger RNA. RefSeq lists its product as uncharacterized. The transcript is spliced from 3 exons. The record is from RefSeq and is a predicted model, not a curated record. Gene Ontology annotation, molecular function: flavin adenine dinucleotide binding; oxidoreductase activity, acting on CH-OH group of donors. The coding region runs from base 1 to 1152 and encodes 383 amino acids. Lineage: Eukaryota; Fungi; Ascomycota; Dothideomycetes; Mycosphaerellales; Extremaceae.
AUGUCCGUUGCCAACGCAGAGAACUCAGACGGCAGCCGAAGAUACCAUCUCGACGUUGCGCUCAAGACCUUUGUGACCAAGAUCCGCUUCGACAGGAGCAAAAAAGGCACACCGAGAGCUAUCGGGGUCGACUUCUUGCAGGGCCAAAGCUUGUAUGCCGCCGAUUCUCGUUACGAUGGUGGGAAGCCUGCUAGGAAAGGUGCUGUUAAUGCGGCAAAGGAGGUUAUCAUCUCUGGCGGCACCUUCGAGACGCCGAAAUCGCUGAAGUUGUCUGGCAUUGGUCCAGCCAAGGAGCUGCGGAGUCACGGUAUCAAGGUCGUAAAAGACCUACCUGGUGUCGGGACGAACCUGCAGGACAGGUACGAAGUCGGCGUAGUCGCAGACAACCCAACCGACUUCUUCAUCACGAAGGAUUGCACUUUUGGUUACCAAACGCCCGAUCCCUGCCUUGAGAAAUGGCAGAAUGGCUUGACGGUAUUGGAGAAAGGCACUUAUGCGACAAACGGCAUUGCCAUCGCCAUCACGAAAAAGUCUUCCACCGCUGGCUCAGACGAGUCUUCAGAUGAUCCAGAUCUCCUGAUCUCUGGAGCACCGGCCUACUUCAAAGGAUACUUCCCAGGCUACUCCUAUGACGCCUUGAAGGACGCGAAGCAUUGGACCUGGAUCAUACUCAAGGCUCGCUCCCGCAACACUGCUGGGAAGGUCACGCUAGCUUCCACGGACCCUCGCCAACGGCCUUCCAUCGAGUUCAACAGCUUUGGCGAUCCGAGCGCAUCGCCGCAAGUCGGCGAUAGUGAUGAUCUGCAAGCGAUCUACGAGGCUGUUCAGUUGUCCCGAAAGAUGUACGACGUCCAGGUUCCCUUGGAUGGCAAAUUCUCCGAAGUGUGGCCCGGCACCAACGUAUCGACCGAAGCGGAGGUCAAACAGUUCAUCAAAGACGAGGCAUGGGGCCACCACGCCUCGUGUACCUGCUCGAUUGGCGCAGACGACGAUCCGAUGGCCGUGCUGGACAGUAACUUCAAAGUACGAGGAGUAGAAGGGCUCAGAGUGGUCGAUGCCAGCGUGUUCCCAAAGAUUCCUGGCUACUAUAUUGCUGUGCCGAUCUACAUGAUCAGUGAGAAAGCGGCAGAAGUCAUCAUCAAUGGGUCUUGA